Molecule: messenger RNA, 2644 nt
Organism: Strongylocentrotus purpuratus (purple sea urchin)
Lineage: Eukaryota; Metazoa; Echinodermata; Echinoidea; Camarodonta; Strongylocentrotidae
Exons: 7
Coding region: 350-1552 (400 amino acids)
Source: RefSeq, a predicted model, not a curated record
GUGAUAUUCAUCAUGACCACCCAUAAAUGACCGUAUAGUUUUGUGCGUAGAGUUGUCUUUGUUCAGCUUUUACAAACAUGCUACUAUAGUUGGUUAGUAAACAAAGGGAGACUUGGGUUUUUCCGAACAUCGUACCUUUUGAAAAGGCCAUGUGACCUCAUCAUAACACGUUUCUCGUGUGCAGUGCACAAAUGUACGAUCCCGAGUUGCAGAUAAUUCCACUAAAGCUAAAUUUUCAUCCUGGUUUCUCCAAUUCUUUCAGCACGUCCAUGAGCUUAGAAAUAAGUGUGAUUAGAAGUGAAACAUCAGUUCAACACGGAAUACAAGAGCUAGCAUAAUCCCAAAGAGGAUGGAUAAUUUCGAUGAUAUUCUGAAAGACAUUGCUACAGAAACGAGCACAGAUGAACAAAUGGAUAAUUUAGGAGCAGCACUUGGAAUGUCAGCUACUGAUAUCGCCGGCUACAAAGCAGCAAAUACAGCUGAUGCAAAGGACGAGGGAACAUUAAGAAUGCUCAUCGCUUGGCGUGAAACACAGACGUCUUCAACGGAGAAAGCCGCCUUGAGUCAUAUCCUGAAGAUGGCCGGCAGGAGUGACCUGUGUGAUAGAUAUCUCCCAAUGACUGACGUUGCUCAAGAAGAGGUGCAAGCCCAGCAGAGCGAUGCAUCGAGUGAUGAAGACAGAACCGAGUUGAAUAAACUAAGAGAGACGCUUAAGGACUAUACACCUGGGAAAAGCACAGACACUGUAUGGGAUGAAACAUUUCCCCCAGUGAUUAAUAUCGGACUGUUUGGCGUUGCGGGUGUUGGAAAAUCCGCUUUCAUCAAUUCACUCAAAUUCGCUUUGAAAGGUGAAUACGAGACCGUUGCAGCUGAGGGUAGAUAUGAUAAUCAGGGAAGCAGAACCCGGUAUAGAGAUCCUGUGCGCCUCACCAAUUGCAUCCAUGUCAUGGACAAUAGACCCAUGAAAGACUAUUCACUGGGGCAAAUAAAAGGCAGUUUGAUACCACAGAUAUGUGGCAAGCGUGGACUCGAUCCCCAUAAGAGGAUAACGAACGGGAGAGUGGUGCACUGCCCUGUUUUCGUCUCCGAUUUCACUCACGGUCCUUGUUCACAAGUCCCCAUGCAGGAUUUUCUCCAACAGCUUUCAACUAUAGGAUAUUCCCAUGGUGACAGACAACUGAUGAUUGUGGCUACAAACAAGAAGUCUCAAAAGAGAGAUUUCCAAACUCAGCUUGAGCUUCUUCAUUCCCAGAUUGGUUUCGCAGAAGAAAACAUAUGGGUCUUCGAAAACUACACCGAAAAGGAUCAUGAACAUGAUGAUGCAAGAAGCAUUGAGUAUUUGAAAUUUCUUUUGAAGUGUUUGGAUGUCGCAGAAAGAAAUAUAUUGUAUGAAAUGACAAUAUCGAAAGAGAGCUGUUCGUUAUGGUCUAGAAUAAAGCAAAUGUUGAAUGGCAAGACGGUUGCAUGUUUACUCGCUGUCGCGUUCAUUCACUUCAUAGUCAUGAGCCAAGACAGUCUGAAAAGAUUGCCUUUCAUCAAUCAUGAAUCUUGAGUUCAUCUAUGAAUGAUGAACUUGAAAUUAAUGUUCAGUACUUGUCAUGCGAUAUCCUUUUAAAGGAAAUGUUCUAGCUGGAUUCAGACUCAAAGAGAUCGAUUGUAUAUGUAUAUUACAUAAGAAUAAUUUUUAGUGUAAAUUGCGUGGUUUUAUAUUCCUAAACAUCAUAACGAAGUGAACAAAAUUCUGUUUGUAAAUCACAUACACAGAUAUGGAUAUAUUGGACUAUACUUGUAACACAAUUUAGUCCAAAGAGUUUAUCUAUUUGUAUUCGUAAUUAACAUAAUGAGGACAUUCUAAGAUCAAUCCCUUCUCUUGGACAUUACUUUUAUUAUCCGCCCCCCCCCCCUUUCCGUGAAAAAAGGUUAUGGAGUUAUCAGUAUUUCACCAUAAACAGAAUUCAUCCUCCUCAGUCUCUUAAUAAACAGUUCGAAAGACGAUAUUGCAUGAUAUAUGUGACUUCAUGAUUAUCCAUUUCAUCAAACUUAAUGAUAACUUUCAUAACAUUUAUGAUAUAAACGAAACAACAAAUAAUGCUCUUAUUCAUUUCAGGAAUAAUGGUCUUUAAAAAUAACUUUAUUGUAUACAUCUGUUGUAAAUUAGUGAUUGACUAUGGAAAUCUUUUAAUAGGCAUACCCGGUAAAGCAGACAAUUACUGCUUAAGGAAUGGCAAGCAUUGUCAAGGUACUUAAAGUAGCAUACGUUUAGUGUAUAAUUUCACUCUAGAUAACCCAGAUUAUGAACAUAACGGCUCUAGUUAAUGUAGGACCUAUAAACUCAUAAAACACAACCAGGCCAACCUAGAAAAUAACGUGAAUUCGGUCAUUUCCGUUAUAUAUUUAACCGCGUAACGAUUGUUACUGUUUACAAUGUAUUUUAUGACGAGAAAAUACAAGUAAAAUUAAUAGCCUCUGUAGGGUUAUGCAUGUUAUGUCUUUGAAUAUACGUCAGGAAAGUACUUCAAGAAUAAGUCUUUGAUAUCUGAUUGUUGGUUCGAUCAACUGCAUUAAACACAUGGUUGUGCGUAAAAUGGGGUUGAUGUGUAUUUGUGGUGAGUGGGUACUUUGGGUGUGUUUGUGUGGGUGUGUA